This is a messenger RNA of Colletotrichum abscissum, 2013 nucleotides long. RefSeq lists its product as uncharacterized. The transcript has 2 exons. The coding region runs from base 1 to 2013 and encodes 670 amino acids. NCBI's taxonomy places the organism in Eukaryota, Fungi, Ascomycota, Sordariomycetes, Glomerellales, Glomerellaceae. The record is from RefSeq and is a predicted model, not a curated record.
AUGAACCAUCCUUACAAUAACGUCCAGGAGAUUCAGAGGCAGAUGCAACAGAAGCAACAAGAGCUGGCAAAUCUCCAAAACCUUCUUCUUCAGCAAAAUGCAUCAGUAGCACCGCAAGCUGCCCAGAGCAAUUUCAACCUGCUCCAAUCACAAGGGGACUACCAUGUAGACGCCGCCGCCUUCACACAACACCAACAGCCCAAUGCUGCUCCUCUGCUCAACCGCAGGGCCACAAUACCCAGAAGCAAGUCCAACAUGGGCUACGCUGCCCAACCCACAAGAAUGAUGGAGCGCACAAGUGAUGACUCGCCCCAUCCCGUAAAGCGCGCGAGGGUCAUGUCCCAGCAGCACCCCCGCGCCACGCCCAUGACGGGCAUGUCUAGAAGUGCUUCCAACAGAUCAGAAAAGUCUAUCCCUUUUGUCGUCAAGGGCCCUCUACAGCCCCUCCAGACGUCAAAUAACCCUAAUCCCAUGAUGGACCGCUUCUACCAGAGCCAAGAUGACCCUCAUGUCCUAUUCGAGUCCUCCCUUCAGCGAUCGCCAACAAAUAAACGCCACUCGGGUCUCUCGCCUGUCGAGGAGAACGCAGGUUUCCCAGAGGUCGGCAUGAACCCUCUCGACUUCCUCGCUGCGCAAGACGAGAGCAUACCAUCUCCAGCCAUGGUCCCGCCGCCGCAGAACUUCCUGACGCCCUACGAUGGCCGGAAUUCACAGGCCAGCCUCAUCAACUCGGUUUGCCCGUCCAUGAGCUCUGGCACAUCGGCUGCCGAGACCAUGCCUCUUACGAGGGAGAACAGCUCUUUUGACAACCAGUCACUCAGCGGCGCAUUCGGUAUGACGAGAAUUAACUCGGCACAUUCCCAAGGUGCUGCCGACUUCAUGUCUCCGGAAGUUUACGCUGUCCCCUCCGGCACGUCACCGAAUAAGUCAGAUUACCUCGCCUACGUCGGCGCUGGCACAAGCCUGUCGCCUCAAUAUCCUCAGCAGUCGCCCAUUGAUGAGCAGUUCCUCAGUCAAGGCUCCUCGAUGAUGGAGCGCUCUAUUUCCGCCACCAGCAACGCAUCCACCAAGUCAAGCACCGAGCGCAGGGCAAAAGAAGCACGCCUCCAGCAGAUUCAAAAUGCGAACCGUACAAAGAUCUGCCCCAAGCCUCACGACGCUGUCAAGUCCCAGUCAGCUUCUGCUAAGAAGGAAGGCAAAGUUGCUGUGUCUAAGGGUAGCUACACCCGUCCCAAGCACCCCAAGGUGUUCUGCGACAUGUGCAGCGAUCACCCCGAUGGCUUCCGCGGCGACCACGAGUUGCGCCGACACAUCAACGCUAAGCACGAGGGCAUCGUCAAGAAGUUUGUAUGCCGUGACCCCAGCACGGUCGGCAUGCAAAGUGGCGUUCAGGCUAUCAACCCGCUCUCCAAGUGCAAGCAGUGCGUCGCCCGCAAGCAAUACGGCGCUUACUACAACGCCGCUGCCCAUCUCCGCCGCACGCAUUUCAAGCCCAAGACUCCCCGUGGCAAGAACAAGCGGGGUGACGACGAGGAGAAACGCGGUGGCAAGGGCGGUGGCGACUGGCCCCCCAUGAACGAGCUCAAGCAGUGGAUGGAAGAGGUGUUUGUGGCUGCCGACGACGAGGUUGCCGAUGGCGAGGCCCAAGAGGAAGAUGAGGAGGAGACUCAGGCCACUGCCCAACAGUUCGAACCCUCCAUGUCGAUGGACCUGUCUCUUGGCCACAUGGGCGAGAACAUGACCUACGACAUGGGUUUCCCGCCGUCCUACCACAUGCCUGAGUUGGCGGCAAUCGAUACUACCCAGGCCUCGUACCUGGCUGUUUCCAACAUGCCGCUCUCCUCCGCGUCGGAAGCCUUUGCCUUCUCCCCGUUUGGUCAGAACUCGCCAAUGAACAACGGUUUGUCGCACGAGACGGCCUUUUCCAUCUCGUCGUCAAACACUGUCACACCCACCAACUACCACCAGGACCCGCUUGCCGCGGAGGGCUUUGAAGGCUACACCGCCUACUAA